Jatropha curcas is the source of this 902-nucleotide messenger RNA. RefSeq lists its product as uncharacterized. Gene Ontology annotation, biological process: translation. Gene Ontology annotation, cellular component: ribosome. Lineage: Eukaryota; Viridiplantae; Streptophyta; Magnoliopsida; Malpighiales; Euphorbiaceae. The record is from RefSeq and is a predicted model, not a curated record. Gene Ontology annotation, molecular function: structural constituent of ribosome; mRNA binding.
UUUUUUUUAACCCUUGCAUUUCUUGUUCAGAACCCUAGCUUAGUUUCUUAACAGUACCAGUUGUCCUCGACAUACUCCAAUAUGUUUUCAUAAACCCUCUCAAAAUCUCGACAAGAAUGCACUCCAUAGCCGUAAAAAUGCACAGUAAAACCCUAAUCAGACUCCUCAACUUCACGUCAAAACCCAUUUCUCGUUCUCUUUGUACCGCCUCCACAACCUCCUCCGUCUCCGAAACUCAAACGCAGAAACUCGAGCGCAUCGCCGAUCAGCUCCUUGAUCUCAAUAAGAUCGAGAGGCAUGACUACGCAGUUCUCUUUCGGCACAAAAUGGGCUUCCAUCGCCAUUCCCCCGCUCUCUCUGGUGCCGUUUUAUCCGGCUCAGCUGCCGCUGGAUCCGGGCCGGCUGCUGCCAAGCCGGCGGAGGAGAAGACAGCAUUCGAUAUUAAGCUGGAAAAGUUCGAUGCCGCAGCGAAGAUCAAGAUUAUAAAAGAAGUUAGGACCUUUACAGAUUUGGGUUUAAAGGAGGCUAAGGACUUAGUAGAGAAAGUGCCUGUCGUUUUGAAGAAGGGAGUCACUAAAGAGGAGGCAAAUCCCAUUAUUGAGAAGCUCAAAGAAUUAGGAGCUACUGUGGUACUGGAAUGAAUUUCUUGCUCUCCUCCUCUCUUUUUUAUUAAAUGUUUUUGUAAUUUUUUGUUCCGAUGUAGAAUAACAGAAUCUCUCUAGCAUAGUUGAAAAAUGGAAAUCAUCAUUGGAGAUAAGAUUGAUUAAACUGUUCUCCUCAAAUGGUUUUUUUUUUUUUAAUUGCUGAGGAUGUUAAAAUUUUAAUCUUUUGGUACAUACGUGAUUAACUGCUUCAUGUUUAGUUUUGGUAUUGACUGGUAAUGAGAAUUGGCAUUUAAUAUC